Messenger RNA from Papaver somniferum (opium poppy), 1677 nucleotides. Its product is annotated as methyltransferase-like protein 2. Gene Ontology annotation, cellular component: RNA N6-methyladenosine methyltransferase complex; nucleus. Lineage: Eukaryota; Viridiplantae; Streptophyta; Magnoliopsida; Ranunculales; Papaveraceae. The transcript is spliced from 10 exons. Gene Ontology annotation, molecular function: methyltransferase activity. Bases 126 to 1454 code for a protein of 442 amino acids. The record is from RefSeq and is a predicted model, not a curated record.
CGGCUCUUGACCCUUACUUUCAUUCUGAACUGAGUUUUAGUUAAUUCUUGUACCCAAACACACCCUGAUAAUUUUGUAUCCAGCAACGCUUUUAUGAAGAGUUUUCUUCCAAACGGAAGACAAAAAUGGCGGAAUUAGUAAAGAGCAAAGAGAUGAUAAAUUUUUUGGAAUCGGGAAUUUACCGAUUUAUCUCAAAUUUUACUUUUAUGGAUCCUGUUCGAGUUCUUAAUGCUUCUGAUUAUACUCAGUUUAGGGUUUCUCAUUCUGUUUACUACAACCGAUUCUUCGAAUGUGAAGACAAAGAAAAAACUAGGGUUUCAACGAGUUCUAAGAAACGAAAACGGAAAGAAAGAAAACCUUAUACUCUUAAUGAAAGAGAGCGUUCUGCAGAUCAACGUCACCAGGAAGCAAAGCCACUGUUAUUGAAGGCACAUGAAGUUUUGUUAGGAGCUAAAGAUCUUUUACAUUGUAUUAGUAACUUAAAAAGUGAUGGUGGAGAUGAUGAUAGUUGUUGUUCGAAUGGGAUUAGAGAGUCAUGUAUUGAAGAUGGGAAAAAACAAUCCUUUGUGGAGCUUGGAAGUGUUUGGCAAGCUCCUUUAUAUGAAAUUUCUAUAAAUCAUCGGGAAGAAAAUAUGACCACAGCGGAUUCAGGUUCAUCCCUUGGCGUGUCAAGAUUAGUGCCAGCAUUUAAUAACCUAGUCAUGAAUGAGAGUUGUGAUGAUGUGGAGGCAAAAAUCUUGAAUAACCGUUAUGUUUUGCCUGGAAAUAGCUGCUUCUUUAUGUCAGACUUGAAGCAGAUUCAUGACCUGAUUCCUGCUGAUACUGAUAGCGGAUUCAAUCUUAUUGUAAUUGAUCCACCAUGGGAGAAUGGGAGUGCAAGACAGAAAUCAUUGUACCCAACAUUGCCUAAUCGAUACUUCUUGUCCCUUCCGAUUAAACAACUUACUCACACAAAAGGAGCUCUUGUGGCCUUAUGGGUUACGAAUAGGGAGAAAUUGCGAACUUUUGUGGAGAAAGAACUAUUCCCACUGUGGGGUGUCAGUUACUCAGCUAUCUUUUACUGGUUGAAGGUGAAAGCAGAUGGGUCGCUGAUCAAUGAGCUAGACCUCUUCCAUCAUCGUCCUUAUGAGUGCCUUCUUUUAGGUUAUUGUCAUGGGGAGAAAAUGAAUACUGAGCUUACUUCUACAUAUAAGCAUCUGGAAGAAAAUCAAGUUAUCAUCAGUGUCCCCGGGGAGUACUCAAGGAAACCCCCAGUUGGAAAGUUGCUAAUGGAUUAUCUGCCAGGAACCGGGCCAGCACGAUGUAUUGAACUCUUUGCUAGAGAAAUGUUUGCUGGAUGGACUUCUUGGGGAAAUGAACCUCUCCACUUUCAGGAGGGGGAUCUUACAUCGGAAUUAUUGAAGGAAAGAUUCAGUUCGAACUGGAGACAUAAAUGUCUUUCAUCGUGGAGUUAAACGAACUCGCGGAUCAACAAUAGAUCACUUAGAAGCACCAUGAGCUAGGUGUCACCCUGAGCACAUAAAUCGAGAAAAUGGUUCUUCUCGGGUAAAAGGAUGAUUAGAUGUCGUGUUUUCCAACUAAGGGACGACAAAAUACUAGUUUUGAACCAUGUUAAUGUUUUAAGUGUGUUCGAAAAUCAGAAUAUCAUUUAUGGUCGUGAAAAUUCCAUUUGCUCAA